This is a messenger RNA of Bipolaris sorokiniana ND90Pr, 1046 nucleotides long. RefSeq lists its product as uncharacterized. Gene Ontology annotation, molecular function: cysteine dioxygenase activity; ferrous iron binding. NCBI's taxonomy places the organism in Eukaryota, Fungi, Ascomycota, Dothideomycetes, Pleosporales, Pleosporaceae. The record is from RefSeq and is a predicted model, not a curated record. The transcript has 4 exons. Gene Ontology annotation, biological process: L-cysteine catabolic process. Bases 146 to 766 code for a protein of 206 amino acids.
CUUGCUUAGACCGCCCUUUCAGUUACAAAACCGCGUUCACCUUCAUCUCUGCACCCAAACUGCUCUAUAUUUCAACUCAUCACCAUAUUAAAGCAACUGACAAGUUCCGCAACACAUUAAUCUUUGCAUAUCGCUUAUUGUCAGAAUGAUUGGCCGUAACACAGAAGUGGACGAAUUCCGCGCUCUCGUCAAAGCCAUUAAUGAGAAACUGGGGCCCAGCAGCGGCAUUGAUUCUGCGGAUGUAGACGAGAAAGAGCUUCAACAGCUCAUGGAGGCCUACGUUUCCAACGAGUCAGAAUGGAAGAGAUAUUAUUUCGCCUCAGACAAAGUUCCCUACACACGCAACCUGGUAGACAAGGGUAACGGCAAGAGCAAUCUGCUUAUCCUAGUAUGGGGCCCCGGUAAGAAGAGUCCGAUUCACGACCACGCCAACGCACACUGCAUCAUGAAGGUUCUCAAGGGCCGCCUGACCGAAACCCGUUUCGCCACUCCUACAGAUGAAGAUGUGAAAAAUCAUCGACCCAUGAAAAAGACUCGUGAGACUACGUACUCGGAGAACCAGGUCACGUAUAUGGCGGAUAAUCUGGGUACACACCGCAUUUCCAACCCUGAUCCGACUGAUUACGCCGUUUCUCUACAUUUGUAUACACCGCCUAAUGCGGCUACAUUCGGAUGUAACGUCUUCAAGGAAGACACAUCUGAUGUCAUUCAUAACAAGCAGUGCCACUUCUUUUCCGAGUACGGCGUCAAGAUGAGCAGGGACUGAGGUGCGGAUACAUUGAUGCCAACUUGGAGUUACAGAGGGUUUAUUCCAGAGAUACAGAUUGAUUAGCAUUCGUUUCAACGACUUCUUCUUUAUAGAUUGCACGGGAUUACUUGGUCAAGGGAGUUCUUCGAGCGUUUAGUAAUGAUAACGAAUUCUUUAUUGCAUAUUACACCUACCGAUAACUUUGCUAAACGAAUUGGAUUGUAGAAAGAACUAUUCUGCCUUAUAGGGACAUAUGGAAUCUGCCUAUAGACUAUUUUUAUUUAAUUUAUAUCAAGGU